Molecule: messenger RNA, 5563 nt
Organism: Ruditapes philippinarum (Manila clam)
Lineage: Eukaryota; Metazoa; Mollusca; Bivalvia; Venerida; Veneridae
Exons: 2
Coding region: 447-4802 (1451 amino acids)
Biological process (GO): DNA integration
Molecular function (GO): nucleic acid binding
Source: RefSeq, a predicted model, not a curated record
UUAAUUGUAAAUUUAUUUAUUAUAAUCACAUAAUUUUCAUAGUUUGAUUUUUCGAUAGUAUUUACUAUUAAAAACAUUGUUUGACUCUUUCAAUUUAACAUAGCUUCACUAUUUCCGCCAAACGUAACGUCUUAUUUUGUUUCCCGUAAAAAGACGUCAUUAAAUUGUUUUACGGUGACGUCAUUAACCGUUACUUUGAUAUGUUGUUUUGCCUUGGGCGGAAGUGCUUAAAUUGUUGAUGUGUUUUGUUUAUUGAUGUUUUCCAAUGGAAAGUAGAUCAUAAUCGAGAAUCGCAUUGUUGUAUCACAUUGAUAUAUUAUUCCAUGAAUGAGAAUAAAGAAAAGUGUUGAAAUCUGCGCAUUCUUGACUAUUUUUAACGGAAAACAUCUACAAUUCUCGAUUUUACAAUUCUCGAUUUUACAAUUCUCGAUUCUGCUGUGACGAAAAUGCCGUCAACAAAUAGUGCGGAAACUUUGAAUCAGGAGUUUGUCAGUGUGAAGAGAUCAAGAAGUGCAAAUGGCGCUCAACUGACGAAACUAUAUAAUGAACUUGAAAAGAGCAUGAUGUCCUACAAUAAUAUUGAAGAGGUUAAACUACUGAAGAAUAAAUUAUGUGAACGCUUUGAACAUUUCAAAUCAGUGCAUUUACAAUGUUUAGAUUUGUGCGCGCAACCGGAAGUUGUUGCAGACUUGGAAGCGAACUUUGAGAGCUGUUUAAAGAACUUUGAAGAAUUCAGGGAAAGAUUUUCUCAGUGGAUCGCGGGAGCUAUUGGACCGCAAGAUGGAGAAAAUAUUCCUAUAGAAAAUGACGCAGAGUCAAAUGUCAGCCAUGGAAGUUCACGUACUUCAGUCUCGUCGCGCCGGAAAUUACAAAGUGCUAAAGCAAAGCGUUUAAUAGCAGAACACAAAUUAAAACAACUUAAAAAGAAACAAGAACUUGAACGAGCUCGCCGGGAUCUUGAAAUGAAACAACAGUUGUUAGAUCAGCAGUCGGAAUUAGAAGAAGCAGAGAUAGAAGAAAUGGUGUGGUUAGAAACAACACAGGAAGAAACCGGGGUCAUAUCUAACAAUCAAAAUGCUCAGCCUGACGUACAAAAUAAUAUGACUAAUCAUAUUCAGGUGAACAACCGUACAGAUUCUGUGAGAAAUAUAACUUUGACACAGCCCAGACCGGAAAUAAACAGAUCGUGUAUACCGGAAGUUGACAGUGAGACAUCAAACAUUGACAGAUCAUUUCAAAGAUUGGCGUCAGCACUUCAUGAAGGAUUCAACUUACCGAAGCCAGAACUAUUGACAUUUGAUGGGAAGCCUGAAGGAUACUGCAAAUUUAUCAAAAACUUUGAAACAAACAUUGAAAGCAGAAUAAGUGACAAUAAUUUAAAGCUAAGUUAUCUCAUUCAGUAUUGUACAGGUAAGGCAAAAUCUAGUAUAGAAGAUUGUGUUUUGUUAGAACCGGAAGAAGGUUAUAAACGUGCUAGGUCAAUAUUAUUGUCUAGAUUUGGCAGACCACAUUUAAUUGCAAGGUCUUACAUUGAUAACUUGGUAAAUGGUGCUCAGAUUAAAGCGUCCGAUGUUGAAGGGCUAUCUAAAUUAUCUUUAGAGAUGCAGAAAUGUGAAAUUACACUUUCUCAGUUAGGAUUUUCCUCUGAUAUUGAUAAUACAGAAAAUUUAAGAUGCAUUGUUAGGCGGCUCCCAACACAUAUAAGGGUAAAAUGGGUAGAAGUAGCACAUAAUAUAAAUGAGUCAGGUAGAGUGCCGCGCUUUUCAGAUUUGUCUAAAUUUGUAGACGAAAAAUCACGUAUCGCUAACUCCAUGUAUAGCUAUGAUCUUUGUAAAAACAAUGAUUUUAUCAAGAAAGAAACCAGAAACAGUUCUGGCAAAUAUUACAGUAAUGAUAGACCAAAGGUUACUACUCUAAAUACACAUACUGAAGAAAACGGUCAUGAAAGUAGUAAAUGCAUUUGUUGUUCAGGUAAUUGUGCAGAGUUAUCACUGUGUAACAAGUUCAAGUCAAUGAGUCUCAAUGAUCGUUAUAAACUGGUAAGAUCACUUAAAUUGUGUUACAAUUGUUUAAAAGGUAAACAUUUUACAAACAAGUGUAGAAAACCAAAAAUAUGUAAUGUUACUAAUUGUAAUGUCAAACACCACAUUUUAUUACAUAGUUGGGUAAAACCCGAUAAUGGCCACACAGCAGUGCAGUCGUCGUGUAACUGUGCAGCAACAGAAGGUUCUACUGUAAAAAAUUGUCUGGGUAUUAUUCCUGUAAUAGUUAGGGGUGGGGACGGUAGUUCUUGUCAGACAUAUGCCCUGCUAGAUGAUGGGGCCGAUAAAACUUUAUGUGAUGAAAGAUUGUUACGGAGCCUGAAUAUAACCGGUAAGCCCGUCACAUUCCGGAUGUCUACGGCAAACUCGCGUGAAGGUAUUAUACAUGGUCAGGAGGCCGACUUAGAUAUUCAACCUAUCGAUGGAAAUGAAAGUAUUACCCUAAGAAAAGUCUGGUCAGUAAAGUCAUUACCGAUAUCAACUCGAUCUGCAGCUAAAUAUGCAGAUAUCCGAAACUUACCGUACUUAUCCGGUAUAAAUAUUCCAGAUAUAGACACUAAUGACGUUAUGAUGUUAAUAGGGACGGAUUCACCUAUUGCACAUAUACCGCUAGAAGUGAAAUUCGGAAAUAGCGAUGAACCGUACGCGAUACGCACUCGUCUUGGAUGGGCUAUACGCGGUCCAGUCCCAACUACGCAAGAAUCCAACGAUAUUAAUAUAAAUUUCUUUGAGUCACGUGACAUGUUGUUACAGCAACAAAUUGAGCGUUUGUGGACAACAGACUUUAAUGAUAAAUCACAAGUGAAGAGUUGCAUGUCUGUAGAAGAUAAAAAUGCUAUGAAAUCCAUGGAGUCAACUUUAACUCGCGAGGAUGGUCAUUACAAGCUUGGUCUUCCUUGGCGUGAUAGAAAUUCAUCAUUCGUAAAUAAUAUACCGCUUGCCCAAGCCAGAUUACAGCAGUUGAAGCGCAAGUUGUCAAGUGACAAUAAUUUGCAUGAUAUGUACAGAACUACUGUAAAUGGUUACAUUGCAAAUGGCUAUUCAUCGGAUGUAGAUUACAUGGUACCAGAGAAAACGCGUGUUUGGUAUACGCCGCAUCAUCCAGUAACAAAUGUGUAUAACGCUUCUGAAACAGACAAAUUAGAUGUUUGGCUGCAUGGACCAACAUUUCUUAGUAAAGGUAGGGAACACUGGCCUAAGUAUUCAGGUAAUAUUAUUCCGGAAGUGAGUGAAGAUGAUGUUGAGGUAAAGAGAGAAAUUGCUAUUAACGUUACCACCUGUGACACUAUUGGGAAGAUAAUUGAAUACUACUCUGAUUGGUUCAAACUUAGACGUGCAGUGGCAUGGUUUUUGAGAUACAAGGAUUAUUGCAAAAAGCGAUAUCUGCAUCAUGAUGUAGUGGUUGAAAAAGGUAAUCUCACCUUGUCUGAACUUAAGACAUCUUCUCACGCAGUUGUGAAAUACGUUCAGACGGAAUGCUUUGCCGAUGAGUUAAUAAACUUGCAAAAAGGAACUAAUGUUAAAGGUGAAAGUCCGAUAGCUUCAUUAAAUCCAAUACUUAAAGAUGGUUUAAUACGUACAAAAGGACGCAUUAUUUACCAUGAUGAAACGAAAUGUCCAAUCAUUCUACCGAAACGGCAUCAUUUAACUACUUUAAUGAUACGUUUUUACCACGAAAGUCAAGGUCACGUCGGAGUACAACAAGUUUUAGCAGCUACACGAACAAGAUACUGGAUAAUAAAUGGACAUAGCGCUGUCAAACAGGUAGUAAGGAAUUGUGUACCAUGUAAACGCAAGAACAAUCCGCUUUGUAAGCAACAAAUGGGACCGUUACUUGAUGAGCAAAUCACACCAGAUAAACCACCGUUUUCAUUUAUCGGCAUAGACUUUUUUGGUCCUUUGAUGGUAAAAUCAGGAAAGUCACAAGUAAAGAGAUAUGGGUGUAUUUUUUCUUGUUUAACAUCAAGGGCCGUCCAUUUAGAAGUUACUCAUAGUUUGAGUACAGAUUCGUUUAUCGCCGCAUUGCAACGAUUUAUUAGCCGGAGAGGUCUACCGGAAAAGGUAUAUAGUGACAACGGAACCAAUCUAGUAAGUGGAGAUUGUGAAUUACGCAAGUCCUUACGAGAGUGGAAUCAAUCUAAAAUUGGACAAUACAUGUUGCAGCGGGAAAUCGAAUGGAACUUUAACCCUCCGUCAGCUAGUCACAUGGGCGGUAUAUGGGAACGGAUGAUACGAUCGACACGUGCAAUUUUGAGAUCGUUAGUCAAAGAGCAGCUUCUGACAGAUGAACAACUUCUUACUGUUGUAACAGAGGUUGAAAAAAUACUUAAUGAUAGACCCAUUACCCGAGUAAGCGAUGACCCAAAAGACCCCCCAGUUUUAACUCCAAGCAUGAUUUUAUUACUAAAGUCCAAUACAUGUAUUCCACGUGGCAUUUUUAGAAAAGAAGAUACAUAUGCAAAGAGAAGGUGGAGACAGGCUCAGUAUCUUGCUGAUAUAUUCUGGAAACGUUGGAUUCGGGAAUAUAUACCUACCCUACAAUCUCGACAAAAAUGGCUGAGACCACAAAGAGAUAUCCGUGAGGGCGAUAUUGUACUCGUGGCUCAGGAAAACAUACCAAGGGGGCAGUGGCCGUUGGGCAGGGUUGUAACUAUAAAUGUGGGUCGGGACGGGCAUACACGAAGCUGUGUGGUCAAAACUAGUAUGUCACAAUUCUUAAGACCAAUAACUAAACUUUGCCUACUAGAAUGUUCUAUUUAAGUAAAGGUAUACAUUACAAUAAGCUAUUGUUUGUAUAAGAUGAAAUCGUAACGUUUCAUGGUGGGGAGUGUAAGAAUUAUAGUUCUUAAUUGUAAAUUUAUUUAUUAUAAUCACAUAAUUUUCAUAGUUUGAUUUUUCGAUAGUAUUUACUAUUAAAAACAUUGUUUGACUCUUUCAAUUUAACAUAGCUUCACUAUUUCCGCCAAACGUAACGUCUUAUUUUGUUUCCCGUAAAAAGACGUCAUUAAAUUGUUUUACGGUGACGUCAUUAACCGUUACUUUGAUAUGUUGUUUUGCCUUGGGCGGAAGUGCUUAAAAUUGUUGCUGUAAUUUGUUUAUUGAUGUUUUCCAAUGGAAAGUAGAUCAUAAUCGGUAAGCAAGUUAUUAAUUAUGUAUGAAUUUUAAUAGUAAAUUCAAUAUUGUUUAAAUGAUGAUGAACUUUACAAUAUUUGCCGUGAAUUAAAUUAUAAACGGAAUUAUUCGCGGAAAUAUAAAAUAACAAUAUUAUUUUAAUAGAUUUAAGUCUAUAAUUGUAAAGGUGAUAUCGUAUAUUUAUGAUUUGUAUUAGCAUUAUUAUUUUAGACAAUUUAUUGUAUUUUAUUUAAAUGUGUUGUAAUCAGUAUUUAGUUUGUUUAUUUAUUAUUUUCAGAGAAUCGCAUUGUUGUAUCACAUUGAUAUAUUAUUCCAUGAAUGAGAAUAAAGAAAAGUGUUGAAAUCUGCGCAUUCUUGACUAUUUUUAACGGAAAACAUCUACAAUUCUC